This is a messenger RNA of Mesorhabditis spiculigera, 1869 nucleotides long. NCBI's taxonomy places the organism in Eukaryota, Metazoa, Nematoda, Chromadorea, Rhabditida, Rhabditidae. The record is from the annotation of a GenBank genome assembly.
AUGGCGGCCACCGCGGCAGGACCCUCGAAGCUGCAGCAGCUGGGCAGGGACGAUUUACUGAAGCUUCUAAAGAAACAGGCUGAGCAGCAGAAGACGUUGAAAGAGCAGCUGGCUGUUGUUACCAAGGAGAAGGACGAUGCUUUGGCUCAACUUUCUAUCGCAUCCACGAGUAAUGGCAGGGCGGAAACUCCCGGGAGUGAUAAUAAACAAGAGCUUGAAGACCUCCGAACCGAGUUUGAAGCGAAGCUGGCCAAAGAAAAAUUUGCCUCCCAGGAAGUCAACAGCUCCUUAAAAGCGAUGCAAAUGGAACUAGCUGACUAUGAUAAACAAGUCAAAAACUUCAAAGAAGAGAAGGCGUCAAUGGCUUCAAGGCUCGAAUCUGCCCUGAAAGAUAGGGAUGAAUUUUCAAAACGGCUAGUACAAAUCGAAGAAGAGCUGUCUAACACCAAACAAUUCAGCGAGGACUUGGAAAAAGCGUUGAGUAUCGCUAAAGCAGAGGCUGAGGAGCUCCGGCUUCAAAAACAAGAUGCUGAAAGCCAGAGGAUAGAGCUAAUGCAGACAAAAAUGAACGAAGAUAGUCAUAGCACAAAACAAGUGAUGGAUUUGACGAAUGAACUAUCGCAAACAUCUCAACAAAUCGAAACUUUGCGAUCUUCAUUGGCUUCCGUAAAGUCUCAACGUGACAACUUGGCUGCCGAGACGAAGAUGCUGAACGAGAAACUGAAUUCGGUGCAAGAUGACCAUGCCAAAUAUAUGGCCAAAACCAAGCUGAUGUAUGACGAUACCUGGAAGAACAUGUUACCCUCCAAUUAUGACAAUCUCAACCACGAAAUAGCUCAACUUAAGCAGAAACUAGAAGCUCGAGAAGCCGACAUUGAAAAGCUAAAUGCCGAAGCCACGUCUCGAGCCGAAGAUUCGGUUGGUUGGGCGGAAAAGCUAGCGAGAUCCGAACGUGAAGCGAAUAAGUGGAAGACAGAAGCCGAUUCAAACAUGUCUUCCCUCACCCGUGCCAUGGACGAUUUGCGAGAGUUGAGAUCUCGAUAUGAGAGCGCAAUGGUCGAGGAGAAGAAUCGUGGGAUACAAGCCCUGGAGAGGGAGAAGCAGCUUCAGCAGGGGAAUUUGGACAAGGUUUUCCACGAACGUAAACAAGACCUCAUCCGCUACGAGCAACAGGAUUUCCAACAAAAAUCGGAGAUUGAUACGUUGAAAAGGGAGCGGGACGAUUUGCAGAAGAAAUUGGAUACUGCCCAAAAAGCGAUCCCAAGCAGUAGCACACCAACUCCCGUAACUCCCUCACAUCAACAAAGAUACACCGAGAGCCGAGAGCCCAGACCGGUGCAGCAGACCUACUCCUCAAUCAGUGACUUCCGGGAAUCCCCGGAACCAAUUCCCGAAACAACCCUCCAUGACGUCCUCUUUGGCGAAAAACAGUCCGAUCGGGUCGAGGGAUCGAUUUUCGGGGAUGAAAGCUUCUCCCUGGCUACGAUCUCUGAAGUAAAAGACACACUAAAAGUGGCUGAGCAGCAGAAUACAACCCUUCGAGAACUUCUAGCUGAUAGUGAGGGUCAAAACGAGCUGUACAGUAACCAGAUUUCCGUCCUCAAAGAAGAAAUCCGUCGAAUUCAACGAAAUUCUGAACGAGAAAAUCACAUCAAUAACACCGAAUACAUCAAAAAUAUUAUUUUCCAGUUUAUGCGGCCCGAAAAAGUGGCUGGAGAGCGGAGGCAGCUGUUGAAUAUUUUGAGGACGAUGUUGCAAUUGAGCGAUGAAGAAUAUCGGACAAUGUAUGAUAUGACGACGGAAGCAGCUUCACCCGAUGCCUCCAGCUCCUCCGGCUUCUCCUCGUUCUUUCACCGAUGGAAUGGGUUA